Messenger RNA from Xiphophorus maculatus (southern platyfish), 2110 nucleotides. It is a transcript of the gene cdc40, whose product is annotated as cell division cycle 40. Bases 8 to 1753 code for a protein of 581 amino acids. Lineage: Eukaryota; Metazoa; Chordata; Actinopteri; Cyprinodontiformes; Poeciliidae. The transcript has 15 exons. The record is from RefSeq and is a predicted model, not a curated record. Gene Ontology annotation, molecular function: mRNA binding; protein binding. Gene Ontology annotation, cellular component: catalytic step 2 spliceosome. Gene Ontology annotation, biological process: mRNA splicing, via spliceosome.
AUUCAACAUGUCUGCCGCCAUAGCUUCCCUCGCUUCGUACGGGAGUGAUUCCGACUCCGAAAACGAGUCAGAAUCCAAAACCAGUAUCGAGAAAGUUGAUCCGGAUCAUCCGGAUGCUACGGCUCACCUUAAACCUCUGCAGUCUGGACCCACAAUGUCUUUGGCUGUUCUUAAUUCAGCCCCGGAGGUCGCUGUUAAGGAGGCUGUUGAGACUGGCAUACACUUGGACCCUUCACUGAAAGAAGUCACUUAUAACCCAACAUAUGAAACGAUGUUCGCACCUGAGUUUGGGCCAAUGAAUCCGUAUAAGUCCCAGCAGAUGUCGGCCCCAAGGAACAUGCUGUCUGGCUAUGCAGAACCUGCUCACGUCAACGAUUUUAUGUUUGAACAGCAAAGGAGGACUUUCUCUACUUAUGGUUAUGCUUUAGAUCCUUCUGUUGACACACAUGAAGCUUCCUCUUGUAGCUAUAUUGGUGCUGUGGAAGAGGCUGAAAAAAACAAAGGACUGACUGUCUUUGAAAGUGGUCAGAAGAAGCCAGAGAAAAGGAAGAAGGUCAAAGGUGGGGACGCAGGAGAGAUUGACAACUUCCUGGGGCCAUGGGCGAAAUAUGUGGACGAAAAAGAUGUGGCCAAACCGUCAGAGGAAGAGCAGAAAGAACUUAAUGAGAUCACUGCUAAAAGGCAAAAGAAGGGAAGGAAUGAAGACGAGGCUCCAGGAGAAGAGAAGACCAUUCUUCAUGUCAAAGAGAUGUAUGACUACCAGGGCAGGUCAUACCUCCAUGUUCCACAGGAUGUGGGCGUCAACUUACGCUCUGCAGAUGCUCCAGAUAAAUGUUACCUGCCAAAGAAACAGAUUCAUGUCUGGUCUGGACACACCAAGGGUGUCAGUGCUAUCCGAUUAUAUCCCAGGUCUGGUCAUCUUCUGCUCUCCUGUUCCAUGGACUGCAAGAUCAAGCUGUGGGAGGUCUACGGAGAGAGGAGGUGUCUCCGCACAUUUAUUGGUCACAGCAAAGCAGUGCGAGACAUUUGCUUCAACAACAGUGGGACUCAGUUCCUCAGUGCUGCAUACGACCGCUACCUUAAACUGUGGGACUCUGAGACAGGGCAGUGUAUCUCUCGCUUCACAAACAGGAAGGUACCCUACUGCGUCAAGUUCAAUCCGGAUGAGGACAAGCAGAGUCUUUUUGUGGCUGGGAUGUCGGAUAAGAAGAUUGUUCAGUGGGACAUCAGGACGAGCGAGGUGGUUCAGGAGUACGAUCGCCACCUGGGUGCUGUCAACACCAUCACCUUUGUUGACGAAAAUCGCCGCUUUGUCAGCACGUCAGACGAUAAGAGUUUGCGAGUCUGGGAGUGGGACAUCCCUGUGGACUUCAAGUACAUCGCUGAGCCCAGUAUGCACUCCAUGCCAGCUGUGACUCUAUCUCCCAAUGGUAAAUGGCUGGCGUGCCAGUCCAUGGACAACCAGAUUCUUAUCUUUGGAGCCCAGAAUCGCUUCAGACUGAACAAAAAGAAAAUUUUCAAAGGUCACAUGGUAGCCGGCUACGCCUGCCAAGUGGAUUUCUCCCCAGACAUGAGCUAUGUGGUAUCGGGGGAUGCAGAUGGAAAGCUGAACAUCUGGGACUGGAAGACCACCAAGCUCUAUCACAGGAUCAAGGCUCACGACAAAGUUUGCAUCAGUGCUCUGUGGCAUCCGCACGAAACCUCGAAGGUCAUCACCUGUGGCUGGGAUGGACAGAUCAAACUCUGGGACUAACUGAUGGCGUCUAAAAUUAUGUGCAGAAGUCAGUGAUUCUUGGACUUUAUUAAAUAAUUUUGAGUGAAAGCCAACAGGCUGGUAUCCAGUCUAUUUGUUUAAGUGUAUUUUUGUAUCUUGAGAUAAGAGCUCAAAUAUGUACAUAUUAUAUUGUGUGUGUACAAGAAUGAGCAUAUUGGAAUCUUUAACAAUGAUAUGGCGAAAGAAAUAUUAUAGGGUCGACACACGUUUUUCUAUUUGUAGUAGUGUUCUGUGUUCUUUUUUAAAUGUCUUGUUCUACAAAGUGUUUUUAAUCAUCUAAACAUCCUUUUGUGGAAAUAAACAUUCUACCCAUUUCCUAUUUUAGAAAUCAAAACU